AUGUCAGCCGUGGUCCUGCAGAACGGAGGCUCGGUCAGGAAACUCAGCGACUUUGGACAGGAAACAAGCUACAUUGAAGACAACUCCAAUCAAAACAGUGCCAUAUCACUGAUCUUCUCACUCAAAGAAGAAGUUGGUGCGCUGGCCAAAGUCUUACGUUUAUUUGAGGAGAAUGAUAUAAACCUGACCCACAUUGAAUCAAGACCUUCACGUUUAAAGAAAGAUGAGUAUGAAUUUUUCACCUAUCUGGAUAAACGCAGCAUGCCCGCUCUGGCAAACAUCAUCAGAAUCUUGAGGCAUGAAAUUGGGGCCACUGUGCACGAGCUUUCCCGGGAUAAGAAGAAAGACACAGUGCCCUGGUUCCCAAGAACCAUUCAAGAGCUCGACAGAUUUGCCAAUCAGAUUCUCAGCUAUGGAGCGGAACUGGAUGCAGACCACCCCGGCUUUAAAGAUCCUGUGUACCGAGCAAGACGGAAGGAAUUUGCUGACAUUGCCUACAACUAUCGACAUGGGCAGCCCAUCCCUCGAGUGGAAUACACGGAGGAAGAAAAGAAAACAUGGGGGAUAGUGUUCAGGACCCUGAAGUCCUUGUACAAAACCCAUGCUUGCUACGAGCACAACCACAUUUUCCCACUUCUGGAAAAGUACUGUGGCUUCCGCGAAGAUAACAUCCCCCAGCUCGAAGAGGUUUCUCAGUUUCUGCAGACUUGUACUGGCUUCCGCCUCCGACCUGUGGCUGGCCUGCUUUCCUCUCGGGAUUUCUUGGGUGGCCUGGCCUUUCGAGUCUUCCACUGCACUCAGUACAUCAGACAUGGGUCCAAGCCCAUGUAUACGCCUGAACCUGACAUCUGCCAUGAGCUGUUGGGACAUGUACCCUUGUUUUCAGAUCGCAGCUUUGCCCAGUUUUCGCAGGAAAUCGGCCUCGCCUCUCUGGGUGCCCCCGAUGAGUACAUUGAGAAACUCGCAACAAUUUACUGGUUUACUGUGGAGUUUGGGCUCUGCAAGGAAGGAGACUCCAUAAAGGCAUAUGGUGCUGGGCUCCUGUCGUCCUUUGGUGAAUUACAGUAUUGCUUGUCAGGCAAGCCGAAGCUCCUUCCUCUGGAACUGGAGAAGACCGCUCUCCAGCAGUACACAAUCACAGAGUUCCAGCCCCUGUAUUACGUGGCUGAGAGUUUUAAUGAUGCCAAGGAGAAAGUGAGGAACUUUGCUGCUAUAAUCCCACGGCCCUUCUCAGUUCGUUAUGACCCAUACGCCCAGAGGAUUGAGGUCUUGGACAAUACCCAGCAGCUUACGAUUUUGGCUGACUCCAUCAAUAGUGAAGUUGGAAUCCUUUGCAGUGCCCUCCAGAAAUUAAAGUGA
Molecule: messenger RNA, 1359 nt
Organism: Lagenorhynchus albirostris (white-beaked dolphin)
Lineage: Eukaryota; Metazoa; Chordata; Mammalia; Artiodactyla; Delphinidae
Gene: PAH
Product: phenylalanine hydroxylase
Exons: 13
Coding region: 1-1359 (452 amino acids)
Biological process (GO): L-phenylalanine catabolic process; L-tyrosine biosynthetic process
Molecular function (GO): iron ion binding; phenylalanine 4-monooxygenase activity
Source: RefSeq, a predicted model, not a curated record